This is a messenger RNA of Lodderomyces parapsilosis, 2934 nucleotides long. RefSeq lists its product as uncharacterized. The record is from RefSeq and is a predicted model, not a curated record. NCBI's taxonomy places the organism in Eukaryota, Fungi, Ascomycota, Pichiomycetes, Serinales, Debaryomycetaceae. The coding region runs from base 1 to 2934 and encodes 977 amino acids. The transcript is spliced from 3 exons.
AUGGCAUCAAACGGGCACAUUAGAACUUUCCACGUCAUUGGAGAUUUUCAUCCCGAUUCUUUGGUAAAGAGAGUUGUCCGUCUGAUCCCUCGCUCAUUGCCAUACUACGAGAAUACUGGUGAUCAUCGUGCGGAAGAUGAGUCGGACUCUUUGGUACGCGAGUUGAUGAAGAUCAGACCACACAAACCGCUGUUUACUAUUUUAUCUCAGUAUAACAGUGAAAGUAUAACACAAUAUUCCUCGAAAUUACUGGAGUUGUUGUACCUUUUGUUGAAGGAAAAACAAUUGGAUGAUAGUAUAAGAAUAGAGCUUGAAAAUUCAUUGACUAAUUUAAUUUCAUUUAUCCCGUGGGUUCAUCCCGACUCCACAGAAAAAUUGAAGAUUGAUAACGAUGUCAGUUUCAAAAAUAGACAAAGUAUUCCACAACCAAAACACAUGCCAGGUGAUACUAGUCCAACUUAUCCAAAUGGAUACUUGUCAAAGAUUUUGAUUGAUAAUUUUGACGCUUUGACUGAAUUCUCUUCGUCAUACUUCAAUUUAACUUUGAGCACAAUGGUGACAAAAUAUAUUGUGGAGUUGAUAUAUCAAUUGUAUUAUUGGGAGGUGGUUCAUUUGGUUCAUAUAAAUCCCAAGAUUAGUGAUUUUCUUGAAUUGAUUGGAUUUGAGUUAACUCAAACCACAUUUGGACCUAUCAUCAAGCCACCUGCAAAUUACCUUAAUGAUAACCUAUUACAAGGGUUGCAAUACCCAUUUCCCUAUCCAUUUUACAACUAUAGUUACCAUUCUUUUGACACCAAGGUUGAGCAAAAGAAGUUUGAUCGGGUUAAUAUAAAGCCAUACUUGGACAUCACUUUAAAAAACGUUGACGGCAGUUUGAAAAAGAGGAGGAAAAGCUCGGCGAAACAUUCAUUCAGUGAAGAAGCAAUCACGACUGGUGUACGCCAUCUUGAAGGCAUGUCGGAUAGUUGGCUACGAGAAAAUGAGAAUAAUCAACUGGGAGCUACACGUGCUUCAGGAAGUCUCUUUGCCGGUCCCGGCGACAGCAAGCAUGCUAUGAGCCGGUCAUCAAGUGAGGCUGGAAGAGCUUGGAAGAGUAAUCAAGACGAACGCAAACCAAGCCAUAAAUUGGUUGAUCAAGGUUUAGAGUCUCACCCGCCUCAACUCACUGGACUUAAAGCGAGUCCCCCAGCAUCCACUCCAGCAGUACAAUACGGCCCAUUUUUCCCACUGCAGUCACCGUUCCUUAGAAAUCACCUGCAACAUGGAUUGUCUCCUGUUCCAUAUCAACACUAUUCAUUCCAGUCACUUCCACCUCCGACCAGCCAAUCUCCACAACAACCACACCAAAGUCACCAAUUUUCUAAUAGCCCUCUGCUCCCGAUUGGUUCUCGGAACCCAUCACUUGCACAAUCUACAAAGAGUAAUGAAGCUUCACCUACAUUAAGUCAACAGGAGCAGCGUAAAGAGUUUCCAAACAUUACCCCCAUAUCAAAUUAUCCAUCUUCACAGAGUAAUAUUUUGCCAUCAAUUUCGAAACUCACUGACCAACUGGAACGUGGCUUGUCAGAAAGGCUGUUGUAUCUGGGACUGCUACCCGGAGCAUCUUUUCAAAGUACUGGAUUGGGAAUAACAACACCCAUCCAAUCACUGUCUCAGCAACUCCCUCGUUACUCACCACGGUUGGGUGUAGCUCAACAGAAUGAACUGCAUCCUGAGAUCAAGUAUAAUACACCUCAUGAAGAACAUAAAGAGACAAUAUCUCACCCGCCAACUCCUGUUGGCGAAGCAAGAUCACAGCCACCACCAGCGCCACCGCAAUUAGGAAAACUUCGUGCUGACCAUAGUGAUCCUGAACCCUCACUUUCGGAAAAGAAUAAACGAUUUCCUCGUCAUGGAGUUAUCCAUCAGUGUCAUCUAAUUGAUCCCUCCACCAACGCAAAGUGUCUCAAAAUAUUUUAUGGAAAGAAUGAGUUACUGAGACACCAAGAAUUUGUUCAUGCAACAAAGAAAAGGAUAUACAAAUGCUUAUAUUGUGAACGUAGUGGGGCUAGAGUUCAACAAUAUCCACGCCAUGAUUCACUAGCACGGCAUAUUAGAAGAAAACAUGGUAUAACGGGGAGGGAAAACAAAAUGGCUGUUAAUUAUGCUAAAGAGAAUGUUAUAAUUGUUGAUGAUGCUGAAGCAAUAAACAUUCAGUAUGCUCCAGAGGAGCCAUUGAAUAAACUUCAACCUGGCGAAUCCAUCGGUCCUCUGAGGUCACCGGAUUUUCAAGACGAAGAGUCAUAUGCAUACGAAAAGUUCAAAGAAGAAGUGGAUCUGGAUUUGCGUGAAAUGAGGAAAGGUGGUUUUGGGAACCAAAUAGCAGUGCAACCGACAAGCCAAGUACCAAUUUCGAUCCCACUACCCCCAAGAAAUCCACAGGAGUCACAAGAUUUCAAGAAGCCACAGAGACACAUGACACUACUUUAUGAUCAAGGACGUAAAGCUCAUUCACAUACUCACCAACAAUUUCCUGUUGCCGGGAACCCUUCAUUAUACCAUCAUGAAACACUUUCAAACGCGGGGCCAACUAGACAACACGCAGAUGAUAAUUCCAACUCGUCACGUUCGCAAAAUUAUAGCCCUAGUGAUGCAACGAAUCGUCUGUUUUCCAUAUAUAUGGGCCCCAAUUCAGUACCUUCGAGCUAUACUAAAUCAGGCCCGAAUAAGAGUCAGACGUCGCCAUCAUUGAAUGAACCUGGUUCAUCAUCGGCCGGGGCACCAUCACAGAAGCCACCAGCUAUGCAUCAAUUUCAGGGUUCAACUAGCACAGGAAGCAGUGAACAUCAGACACAACAUCGCGCCAGCUAUGAUUCACAACGAUCCAGUGUAAAACUUCCGCUGAUACAUGAUAUAGACAAUGAGAUUGGACAUAUUUAUCGGGAUCGCGGUUGA